AUGGAAAUACUGCUGCUUGACAACUUUGGUUUGUGUUUUAAGUCCGGUGAAGAGCUGACACCAAUUGUGUUGGGAAUAUUUUGUGCAACAGAUCUGCUUGUCAAGUUUGCAAAUCAUUUCUUUGCACAACGCAAACUAAUUCAUACUAUCCAACAUUCCAUACUAUCCAUACUAUCCAACUCAGCAUUCAUCAACCUUGUGCAUUUGAAGGAAUUUCCUUCCACACAUCGCUUUCCUAGCCAAAUUGGUAGAGGUGGGACUGAAACCGAGUGUGUGUUGCUUUUAAAUAAAUUAUCAUUCCUCAUUACGGUGGAUUCCAUUGCAUCAUGUUUUCCCAUUACAAAUCUUCGCAUAGUUUUCGAUUUCACUGUAGGAAUGUGUGCAACCUUCUGUGAUUUACACUUAAAUCAACCAUAA
Messenger RNA from Echinococcus granulosus, 417 nucleotides. RefSeq lists its product as hypothetical. The transcript has 4 exons. The coding region runs from base 1 to 417 and encodes 138 amino acids. The record is from RefSeq and is a predicted model, not a curated record. Lineage: Eukaryota; Metazoa; Platyhelminthes; Cestoda; Cyclophyllidea; Taeniidae.